Fusarium falciforme is the source of this 2097-nucleotide messenger RNA. Its product is annotated as AAA domain-containing protein. Gene Ontology annotation, molecular function: ATP binding; ATP hydrolysis activity. The coding region runs from base 1 to 2097 and encodes 698 amino acids. NCBI's taxonomy places the organism in Eukaryota, Fungi, Ascomycota, Sordariomycetes, Hypocreales, Nectriaceae. The transcript has 5 exons. The record is from RefSeq and is a predicted model, not a curated record.
AUGAGAAUGCCCUCCACCUAUCGUAUGCCCGCCCCAAUGGGACGCCUAGGCGCAAACGACAACGAAAGCGAUGACGAUCUUGGAGGCAUCAAUAGCACAGUCCAAGUGGGCAUGACUGCCGAGACUAGAGAUCUCUACAGAAAAGACUGCGACGACCCCUGGCAAGAAUGGGCUCCCGAAGACAUUGGCGUCAACGCCAACUCAGCCGCCGCAGCCGCCAAGUUUGCCCUCAUCAUCCGCCGCCAGAAGCACCGCGACGACAAUGGAGACCUCGCUCUCGCUCUGUUCUCCAUCACGGUACAGAGCCCGCUGAUCAAGAAGCAGUUGAGUUCCGUCUUUGAUGGGUACAAGGGCAUCAACACAAACUUGAGGAAGCUCGACUUCAAGGCUCCCUUUCACGAAUUCUUUUACCGAUGGGAAGAGUUUGUGCAGGCCAUGCCAGCCGAGGCCGAGGAGAACGAGGUUUCGAGGAGUCACUACAAGCUUCUUUUCGACACCGUCUCCAAGGAGAUGACGCCUCACAUCGAGCAGGUCACUGACCUGGUCAAGAAUAAUGUCAUCUCUUUUCAGUAUGUCUGGGCUCUAUUUGAGCCUGGCAUCGAGGUCUACACCAGAGUCGAUGGCCACGACCGCAUCCUUGUCCUCGUCCAUGGCGAGUAUCAAAAGACCGACUGCGGCAUCAUCUACAACCUCUCGUGUCGCUACGUCGACACUGACGGAGAGCGCUUUGGAUACAGGAACAUGGACAUCGUCAUCCAACCGUUCGGGAACUUGAGGCCUAUCCUGGAGCUCGACGUUGUCCCCAGCCGUCUGCAGCCCAACAUUGAGGCCAUCCGAGAGCGGCUGGUAGAACGAGGCCAACGCUUCGUGGCGCUGAAGGGAGUUCACCACAGAUCGUACACUGGUGUCUAUGAGCGAGCGAACCCCCCCGCUGGACAUCCAAAAAAGCAGCAUGUGGUUGAGGAAAGAAUCGUCAUCGACGGCAGCAUGUUCUCCAAGUACGUCGAUGAGCAUCAAGGACGGAUGCCACCUCUUAUCCCCCUCGACGAGUCGCCACACGGGGCCAAUUCGGACAUUGAGAAGAGCCUAGACCCUCAAAUCCGUGAGAAAAUGGGUUCCCGACCACCUCAACCGCCUAUGUAUCGGAUGAGACAGGUUGCCCCCAGUAGAGGGGGACGAUACGCUGCUCCCAUGCCUAUCUCCAUGCCUAUCCCAAUCAUGGACACGGAAUCGAGGCCAGUGGCGCCGGAGGACGAGAAUCUCCCUGACAAGUACUACCAUCUGUGUACACACGUAGUCAGAGGGUUCUGCCUCAAGGCAAAGGACUGGGGAUAUCUCGACAUCGACCUCAUCCAGGACAUUGUCUGGAGCAACACUGCGUUUGACCAGCUUGUUCUGCCGCACGACUAUAAACGCAUUAUCCGGGCAUUCGUCCAUGCUCAGAUCUCUGGACUGGAUAAUUUUGACGACGUGAUCAAGGGAAAAGGACGGGGCAUCAUCAUGCUCCUGAGUGGAGAGCCAGGAACUGGCAAGACCCUCACAUCAGAGUCAGUCGCCGAAACCAUGCACAAACCCCUAUACGGCAUGAGCGCUGGCGAACUCGGUGACGACGCCGGCGAAGUUGAGGAGAAUCUAAACCGCGUCCUCGAACUGUCGACAAAAUGGCGAGCCGUCCUCCUCGUAGACGAAUGUGACGUGUUCCUCGAGCGCCGCUCAUCAUCUGACCUGCAGCGCAACAAGCUAGUCGCCAUCUUCCUCCGUCUGCUUGAGUACUAUCAGGGAGUCAUGUUCCUCACUACCAACAGAGUCUCGUCUUUCGACCCCGCCUUUGAGUCCCGUAUUCAUCUGACUAUCCACUACCCGAAGCUGGACAUCAAUUCUAGAUUGCACGUGUGGAAGACGUUUGUGAAGAUCGAGACCGGUGGUGUCUCAGAAGCUGAGCUUGGGGAACUUGCCAAGGAGGAGCUCAACGGGCGACAGAUCAAGAACGUGGUCAAGACGGCGAGGCUGUUGGCGUCUGAAGAAGGGGUACCGCUUUGCUCGGGUCAUAUCAACACGGUGUUGCGCAUCAAGAGGGGGAAUAUCAAGAUGGACUAA